AUGCCUAGCAAAUUGCCCUCAGACCUUCCAAAGCAGGAACUGGCUGCAAGAGUCAUUCAGAGGGCCUGGAAAAGUUUCCUUAAUGUUGCUGUGUUCCGUCACUUCAAAAGCCUGAUUGACCUGAGAAGACAGGGGGAGCCGCGUCAGAUAGUGAAGUAUAUUAAUCCCAAAGAGGCGGAGCUCCUAGAUGCUGCGGCUGGCAUUCAAGUCCGAUUUAGGCUGGGUGGGGUUAAAUUUCCACCGGAGAUAUACUAUAAAAUUUUUACUCACAGACAUGUUGAAGAUCUGUGUGCUAACAGCCCUAGAGAUUACACAAAGCUUCCAGCAAAAUACACAUCUCAUAACAAGAAUGAUCCACCUCAGGUUGAGGACCACAGUGGCUGGUACCGCCGCAUAGAGAACAAUGGCUGGAGGCCUGUCACCCAGAGAUUUUGGGUACCAUUUGAAAAUGAAGUGUUGGAAAGCACAAAGGAAAGUGAAUUCCAUUUCUCUAAACUGAAGAGAAAACAAGAUAUGGAAAAGAAAAGAAAAAUUAAAAAGAUAGAAUGGAUGCGGGAAAUGUACUACCUGGGAAGCCUGGAGGCCAAGGCGACCCAUCAUGAAACGCUAAGCCUAAUUCACAAAGCCACAAAAGGACUAAUCAAGAGUAUUGAAGAUGGCGGCGUAGAUUCCGUGAUGGAAUGGGAAGUAGACGAAGUGCUGAACUGGACGAACACACUCAACUUUGAUGAAUAUAUUGCUACCUGGAAAGAAACUGCUACAAGCAAGUCUUCAGCUAAGUUAAAAGAUGUGAGGCUUCAACAAAUCCAGAAAAACCUGUAUGAUAACUAUGGAGAUGAGUCAGAGGCACCAACGGAAGGGCCAUAUGACAAUAAUUACUAUGAAAAUCCUUACGUAAGGCCACAGUUCACUAGCUUAACACCCAAUUCCAUGUUUUGAAUGAAACCAUAAAGGACUUUCUUUUCUGAGCAAUGGCCCUUCAAGCCCAUUUUUCAGUUAAAGCCAAGAGACUGAAUAUUUCAACUAUAAUGACUUAUGUAUAUAUUUGCUCCUAAUUAAGGAAGACUUCAGAAAUACUACACUGGACAGUGUAUAGUUCUUCCUGGUAUUCUGAUAAACUGUAGUUGUCUGAA
Molecule: messenger RNA, 1133 nt
Organism: Chionomys nivalis (European snow vole)
Lineage: Eukaryota; Metazoa; Chordata; Mammalia; Rodentia; Cricetidae
Gene: C4H11orf65
Product: chromosome 4 C11orf65 homolog
Exons: 8
Coding region: 1-939 (312 amino acids)
Source: RefSeq, a predicted model, not a curated record